Alternaria incomplexa is the source of this 810-nucleotide messenger RNA. RefSeq lists its product as uncharacterized. Lineage: Eukaryota; Fungi; Ascomycota; Dothideomycetes; Pleosporales; Pleosporaceae. The record is from RefSeq and is a predicted model, not a curated record. The transcript has 3 exons. The coding region runs from base 1 to 810 and encodes 269 amino acids.
AUGUGUGCCGCCGCAACCGUCCUCCAGCCUAUUGCUAGGUUCUGCUCUCAGCUGUUUUCCAUCCUCCAGUACAUGCCUACCCUUGCUGUUUAUGGUAGACGGGACUCUUCCAUCGACGCGAACCGUCUGUUCAGAGAGAUCGAAGCGCGGUUCCCGGAAAGAUGGAGGAAGGACGGAUGGUAUCUUUCCACUACAGCGGCACUUAUCGCCAGCGGCCAGCCGGGUCUGAUAGGUCCUCUCUACAACUACAUCAUCUCAAAGCCGUCAUAUCAGACGUCUGCAGAGAGACAACGUCUCGUACGGCGCAUGAGAGAAGCCAUGAUCAAAUGCAUCAUUCUCAACGGCAUUCCCGUCGUCAUGGAAGCUUUUGUGUCUCUUGCGAAGCAAGAACAGCCCGAAGAUCAAGAUCACAGUUUCACCCGCAAGGAUUGGAAAGCUGAUGAAGCGAACCACAAGCGCGGUCUCGAGGUUCUUGAAACGCUUUAUGGCGAUGAAAAUGAGAGAAUUUGGGCAUCAUUCGGCUCGCACAAGGACAUACCGUGGCUCUCGACCGACAUAUCUUAUGGUCUGUUCCUUGCCGAUCACAACACUCUCGAUAUCAUCGAAUCUGAGCUCGUCAUCUUGCCUGCAAUCAUGUGCCAAGGCCUUGUUCCUUCAACGAAAUGGCAUCUACGUGGGUGUCUCCGAGUCGGCUGCACACGCGAGGAAGUGGAAUGCAUACAACAGGUUAUUGAACAUGUCGCAGAAACCUGUGGGAAAGAACUGAAAGGUCUGCCGAGAGUUUCAGACAUACCUACAGAUGAGAUGUGA